AUUUACCCCUCCAAGAAUGCGCGGUGCAAAAACCGAAAGAAAUAGAAAAGAAUAUUGGGAACGAAGUAAAAAGUUAUUAAAUGGUAGUUUAAUUACUUUAUUGCUACCAAACCAAUAUGCCAAACAGCAAACUAACGAGUCUACCAGUGGAAGUACUUCUAUCAAUAGCACACAAAUGUAUUCACCUUAUUUUGGUGUGGUAAUAUCAAGAAAUGAGAAGGUCUUAGCUAAAAGUCCUGAUUAUGCUGAUAUUAAUAUUAAUUUUACAGAUCUAUCAAUUUAUCCUAUUGCUUUAAAUGAAAUGUCAAAUUCAAAAGUCCCUACAGGAAAUAGAUUUAUGGUUGAAUCAACUGGAGUGUAUUUAGAAGCUUACUAUCAUGUUCUUAAAACUAUUCAAACUACAAAUUCUUCUUCCCUUCCCUUCGAAAAAUAUCUUACACCUAAUUUUAAUAAUAUUAAUGAUGGGAAAGGGAAAGAUAAUAAUAUAUCAAGUAAUGCUAUAGAUUUUGAAGUUGAACCUCCACUAUAUACUAGAGCACCUAGUUUUGAAUUUGAUUUAUCAGUUAUAUGUAGAAAUAAAAAUCAAAAUUUGAAAUUAAAUGUUGCAAAAACAGACAAUUAUGAUGAAGUAGCUAAAAAAAUUAAUGAAAGUUGCAAAUUAGAUGAAACUCAAGCGAAUGCAUUAAUCUCUGCUUUGACACGUGAAAUUGCUUUAAUUGAAGGACCACCCGGUACUGGAAAAACUGUAGUUGGUGUUGAGAUUAUGAAAGUAUUAUUGGCCAAAAAAAAUCGAAAAACAAAAAUUGGUCCUAUUCUCACCAUUUGUUUUACUAAUCAUGCUCUUGACCAAUUUUUGGAGCAUUUGCUUGAUGCAAAAAUAACGAAUAUAGUCAGGUUAGGAUCUCGAACAAAAUCUGAUAAGAUCAAAGAAUUUUGUCUUGAAGAAGUUUGCAGAAGCCGCGCCCGUAACAGAACAGAAUCCCGUUUAAUAGCACUAUUACAUGAGAAUUUAGAAAAAAUUGAAGAUAGAGUUAAUGAAAUCAAAAGUACUUUAUUCAAAAAAGGGCUUAAAUGGGCUGAUAUACGACAAUAUCUGAUGAAUGAAGAAAGAACAUUCUAUGAUGCUUUUUGUAAAGCAAAUGAUAGUGAUUUACCUAGCUGGGUUUUCAAUACUGAAGAAGGGUUUACGACCAGAAAGAAACAGAAGAAACGACCUUUAUUCGAGAGAUGGGUAAAUGGGGAAGAUAUUGAAAUAAUUAGAAGAACACAGAAAGCAUUUUCAAAUCAACCACAGAAAAAUAAGAAAAAUAAAAAGGAUCCAAGCUCGAAUACAUAUGAUGCAUUAAAGGUUGAAGAUGAAAUCAAAGAAAUCACAAGUGAUGAUGUCGAAACACAAACCGAUUAUAAAACAUUACAAUGGAUAAAAGAUUAUGUAGUACCAAAAACUAACCGUACCAUAGAAGAAUUAUUAAGUUCCUAUUCAAUUUGGCAAAUGUCAAGAGUCGAAAGAAGAAAACUUACUGAUUAUUGGAGUACCAAAAUUCGAGACGAACUUAUAGAAGAAUUAUCAAAUUUACAAAAUAGUCACGAUAAUCAACGAAAAGAAAUGGAUGAAAUUUAUGAUGAAGGUCGUCGUCGAAUAUUAUUAGCUAGUGAUGUUAUUGGUAUGACCACAAAUGGCGCAGCUAAAUUUCAAGCUCUAAUUAGGUCUAUUGGUCCCAGAAUUAUUGUUUGUGAAGAAGCUGGUGAAGUACUUGAGGCCCAUAUUCUUAGUGCACUAACCCCUUCAACUCAACAUAUAAUAUUGAUUGGAGAUCCAAAGCAGCUUCGACCGAAUAUCGCUACCUAUUCUCUCAGAAUGGAUUCUACCUUGGGAAAAAAUUAUCAAUUAGAUAAAUCAUUAUUUGAAAGAUUAGUCGAAGGAGAUAAUGCAGCCAAAAUUGGGUCAGUUCAACUUUUAACACAGAGGCGAAUGAGAAAAGAAAUUUCUGAUUUAGUUAGAGACACUCUUUAUCCAAAGUUAAUUGAUGGUGAAAAUACUGUCAAAUACCCGAAUAUACGUGGUGCUCAACAUAAUGUAUACUUUAUUGAUCAUAAGAAUCCAGAAGACUCUGGCGGUGAAGAAGCAACCAUAGUUAUUAUUUCGUUAGUUCGUAAUUACUCCGGAUCUGGUAAACAUGAUUCUAUUGGAUUCCUAAAAAGUAAAAAUAGGAGCAAUGUUCUUUUGUCGCGUGCCAGACAAGGAAUGUAUCUCAUUGGUAAUUCCGAAUUAAUGGCAUCAGAAUCUAAAGAUAUGUGGACUCCUGUGAUAGAAUUAUUACAAAAGCGAAAACAAAUUGGUUCAGGUAUGCCAAUCGUAUGUAAUCGACAUCCUGAUUACAAGAACAUCAUAGAUAAAGCCGAAAAGUUUAAAGAAGUUAGUCCUGAUGGUGGAUGUUAUGAGCCUUGCAGAUCGUCUCUUAUUUGUGGACACGUUUGUAUUUAUAAGUGCCAUUCAGACAAUGAUGAUCAUAUUGGAAUUAAAUGCCCUAAGAAAUGUACAAGAUUAUAUCAACCAUGUGGCCAUCCAUGUCCAAAAUUAUGUUUUGAAGAUUGUGGAAAAUGUGAAUUUUCUAUAGGUGAUAUUAUAUUACCUGGCUGUGGUCACGUAUUAAAAAAUGCACAAUGUUGGCAAAAUCAAGAUAAAGACACUAUCAAAUGUAUAACUAUGGUUGAAAAACAAUUAAUUCAUUGCGAACAUUCAAAAGUAGUUCAUUGUUUUGAAUCCAUCGAUAAUGCUAUAUGUAGAGAAAAAUGUGGAAAAUUGUUGGAAUGUGACCAUGUAUGCUUAAUGGAAUGUUACAGAUGUCAAAAACUUUCAAAACUAGAAUCAAAGAACGAAUCAAACGAAGAAACAAAUAAAAUUACCCAAGAAAUUCAUGGAGAAUUAAAUAAAAUAACUCGAACAAACCAUGGAAAUUGUAAACAUAUUUGUAACAGAUUAUUAUUCUGUGAACAUAUAUGUAAUACAUAUUGUCAUGAAGGGAAAGCGUGCCCACCGUGUAAGAACAAGUGUACUGUAUCAUGCAUGCAUACGUCAUGUGAUAAAGAAUGUUUAGAACCUUGCGCUGUAUGCGCUGAGAAAUGCUUAUGGAAAUGUGAGCAUCAAGGAAAAUGUGAAUUAAGUUGUGGAGCACCUUGCCACAGAUUACCUUGUAAUGAAAGGUGUAAUAAACAAUUGGAAUGUGGACAUGUGUGUGCUGGAGUUUGUGGAGAAAAUUGUCCUUCAGAAUUAUUUUGCGUUAUAUGUGCUCCUAUAAAUGUUAGAAGUCAAGUGCCAGAUUUAAUUAUGGGCGCUACAUUUAGUGAUAUAGAUUGGGAUGAGGAAAGGAUGAUCGUCCUUUCUUGUGGGCAUGUAUAUACCAUGGAAACUAUGGAUAUGCACAUGGAAAUGAGAGAAUAUUAUGAAGGCUCAGUUGAAAAGGGAUGGAAAUCAAUCAAAUUUCUUUCCUCAGCUUCAUUAACAGAUGCAAAAACAUGCCCAGCAUGUAGAAUUCCAAUUAAAAAUGUUAAGAGAUAUGGAAGAAUCAUUAAUAAAUGCGUCUUGGACACACAAAACAAAAAAUUCCUUACAAAAUAUGAUAACCAAUUACGAGGAAUCACCAAACAAAUGAUAUUGAUUGAACUACAAAUUAAUAAUAAGAGAAAUGAAUUAAAAAAUAAUUUAGGCAAAAUACCUCAUGAUGAUUCAAGACCAAGAGAAGUCGUAUUUAAAGAACAUAACUUUAUAAAUAUUGAACUACCUGAAAUUAUUCCUUAUGAAUAUUUCGAAAAUAUUGAAAAAUAUCAUGGAUUUGGCAAUAAUUGUAAUAUAGUUUGGCUUGUUCAUGUUGGUAGAUUAUUAAGAAAUUAUAGGAAAUUAACCAUAAUUCUUUGUGCAACAAAAAAACCACCUCAUAAAAAGGCUUUUGAAGCCGCUGUCUCUAGUUUAUACCAAGCUAAAUUAGCAAGAAAUGACGCUGAGAGAGAUUUAAUUUCUCAGUUAUCCAAUCUUAAUAUUACAGAAGACCUAAAUACCAAUGAUUCAAAUUUUUCACCUGGCAGAGUUUUGCAAGAAACACUUUCUCAAAUAGGAAUUUCAGUACCAAAGGUAGAUCAUAGGAUUUAUUUAGACGCACUUUUUGAGUUAAUUAAUAUACAAAAAAUUCUUUUCCACGAAGUUUUAUUUAUAAUUCAAGAAAUUUCUAAAGUAUCAAAAGUUACCAAUCAAGAAUCCAUAAACAUUAAUGAAAUCUGGAAAAAAUUUGCUGAAUGGCUACAGCUUUCUAUUUUAAAACAUCUAAAUGUUUUUAAGAAAGUAGCAGAAUCUACUCAUUAUGGUAGACAUCUACUUUUAGCCAAUGUAGAAAUAUUAGAAUUUGAUCUUAAAAUAAUUCAAUAUCAAUUAAGAUAUCCAUCUAAUGGAAGUAGUAUAAUUGAUAAAGAACUCCGAGAUAAUACUAUAGAAAACUGUAAUAAAAUUGUGGAAGGCCUUUCGGGUAUACUUACAAGUGAAGGAUACAAUGCUGCUGAGGAGACAUUUAAGAAAGGUAUUCAUGAGAGAUUAAGCAACGUAUUAAAAAGUUGCAAUGAUGUUAAAUCUAGUGCAGAGAAUCUUGGAAAACCUUUAAGCGUUGAAGAAACAUUAGAAAUUCAUCGUGCAAUGAAGACCGAAUUUAAACGAUCAGGACAUUGGUUUGAAUGUCCCAACGGUCACCCGCGGAGCGAUGGAGUUGAGUAG
This is a messenger RNA of Funneliformis mosseae, 4759 nucleotides long. Lineage: Eukaryota; Fungi; Glomeromycota; Glomeromycetes; Glomerales; Glomeraceae. The record is from the annotation of a GenBank genome assembly.